This is a messenger RNA of Drosophila subpulchrella, 789 nucleotides long. RefSeq names its product polyadenylate-binding protein, cytoplasmic and nuclear. The transcript has a single exon. Bases 1 to 789 code for a protein of 262 amino acids. NCBI's taxonomy places the organism in Eukaryota, Metazoa, Arthropoda, Insecta, Diptera, Drosophilidae. The record is from RefSeq and is a predicted model, not a curated record.
AUGACCAAGUUUGUUGCGAAGAAAGCCCUCCUGCUGCUCUCCCUGCUCCUACUGGGCAUGGUUGAGGCCAAGUCACUGGAUCACCAGGAACAGGAUCAGGAUCAGUAUGUUCGAAAGGAGCGUCAGCUGAGGAUGGCUGCCUCAGCAGAUCCGGAUGUCAAGAUGGUGGCCAAUGUGACCCCAACGACAGCAUCUCAACCCAUGCAGAUGUCCAUGGGCAUGGGUCUACCGAUGAACCAGAUGGCACUCGGCUCCGUGGGCAGCCAGUUGGUGAGGUAUCCCAACUAUCCUGGCCUCAUUUAUCCUGGCAUUGGACCGCAACCUGGCCUCAAUGGCUUUCCCGGCCUUCAGGCGAACAUUGCCAACAACUAUCCCUCGUAUCCGGAUCCCAAUCUGGCAGGAUCAGCUCCUGGUUUCAACCCCUAUGGCUCCUUUGGCUAUCCCGGUGUGCCGCCCAUGUAUGGCAGCUCCCCACUGACGUAUCCCAAUCCCCAGCUGCCCAAUGGAUUUGUGCCCAAUCCUGCAGUGGACAACUUCCAGUCGCUGAACAGCAUCGUCAACAUGGCCAAUGCCCAGGGAUUGGGUGGCGGAAACUCCGGACUAUACCCGGCACCUCAGGGAUUCGGUGGUGUCAACUCGGGACUCUAUCCAAACCCAAGCCCCCAGGGAUUCGGUGGAGCUAACUCGGGAAUAUAUCCAGCACCUCAGGUCAACAUGCAGGGAUUGUAUCCACCACCCGGUGGGUUCCUGGGGCGCAUGAACAUGCAGGCCUAUGCCCCGGGAUUUUAA